AUGUCGACAGAGGUUGCAGGUGGGGCGUCGUCUCUGCUUGCGGCGACUUUAGAGUUGCCGCCCGUGAAUGGAGAGGUGGACGGGGAGGAGACAAAAAGUGUGGAGGUGGAAGAGUUACGGCAGGAGCCAGUGGAGGAGGUGGAGGUUGUGGAUUUUUUGGAGGAGGAGGAAGAGCAGCGGCAGCACCCGACACCGUGGGAACGUCUUUACGAAGAGGGUUUGAAAAGAGAGGCAAGACGGCAGGAGGUGUUCGAAAAGGCCACGGCGCAUCGGGUGGCAAGAGCCUUGUUCGAUCAGCAGUGCCUUACCGCGGGAAGGGGUAGCACGCACAGCUGGAAGAAGGACUUUGCUGAGCGACAGCAGCGAUGGUUGGAGGAAAAGGAGGAACGUGUCCGACAGUUGCGGGAACUGGCAGAGGUGGCUGAGCUAAGACGGCUGCAGCCGCCCGCCAUCAACGAGGUUUCCCAGCACAUGGCAGCGAGGGCGGGGCACGAAGGCCCGAUACGUGGGUGGGAGGCGCACUACGCUCGAUACGCCAUUCGAUUUGCCGGGAAUCCGUCCAUUCCAACGCAGAUGUUUCGGCCCAACAUUAACUUAAACGCCCGGCAUUCAGGGGAGAGUGACGUGGACAUCGGCGAGCGCCUUUACUCGGAGGAUAUGGAGCGGCGACGACGACUUCACGAGCUGACUAUAAUGUACCGACAAAAUGAACUCAUCGAUAGCUGCACAGGGAAGCCGUACUUUACGCCAUCUUCGCCAUGGAAGGCGGAGGCCGCACGGACGCGGAGGGGAGAGGCCCGCGCUCGCAGCGCUGCCAAGGCGGCGGAAAUGCUGUACACAAAAGCGCAGGAGCAGCGGGAGCGGCGCGGCAAGCUGGUGGAGCGCACACACGAUGAACACUCCUUCGCACCUGAGAUAUGUAGACUCUCACGUAAAAUGGCUGAAAGGCGAAAAAAGCGUGAAAACCGACAAGAAGAAGUUGCGCCGCAGCCUUCGGCACCACGCGAAAGAAUGUCCAGACUGAAGUUAGAAAUGUUUCUUUCGCGCGAGGAGGCUUGCCUAGCGCGGAGACGACAGAAACUGGAGGAGGCCGAGCGACAACGCCUCGAGAAACAGCAAGAGGAGUGCACAUUUGUCCCCCGCAUUAACAAGCGAAGUGUGGAGAUAUUUGAGGGGUCUCAGCAGCGCUACAGCAGUUUGUCACCGCCACUUGAGACGACACGCCUGGACGCCGUCGGUGCGACACCGCCAGCGGAAGACGCCGAAAUGUCUGGAGGAGAACAUCUCCUAAACGCGGUCAUGUCGCCGCUUCCGUACGACAACAGCUCGGCAUCCGCGUCUUUUUUGAGUAACCUGGGCAGCGACGGCUCUCAGCUGAUAAGUGAGUUUGAGCACAAAAUGAAGGAGCUUUUAAACGAGUGGCGAAGCCUUGAGCGUGUUUGA
This is a messenger RNA of Trypanosoma conorhini, 1443 nucleotides long. RefSeq lists its product as uncharacterized. The record is from RefSeq and is a predicted model, not a curated record. The coding region runs from base 1 to 1443 and encodes 480 amino acids. NCBI's taxonomy places the organism in Eukaryota, Euglenozoa, Kinetoplastea, Trypanosomatida, Trypanosomatidae. The transcript has a single exon.